AUGGUAGCGAGGGGGAAGAAGACGGCGAACCAGCAUGACAAGCGACACGAGAAUGGCCUCGCCGCCCCGGGCAAGCGCGUCACCAAGCAGAAGAGCAACCCGCUGCUCGCUGUCGACGCCAACGGACACGUCCCGCCCGACACGCCGCCGCUCCACGGCCCUGUAGACGACGACGACGACCGGCCCACGCAGCCCGCCAGCAGCUCUGCAGACGCGCCCUUGCGCCUGCCCAAUCCCGCCAACAACACGGCGAGCGCUGCCCUGCCCGGCUGCGAGGAGCGUGCGCGCGCGGCCUCGGACGCCUCGCUCGACAACAUCGACGCCUGCCGCCCCUACGCCGGCGGGCCCUUUGACGCUGUCGCCGCCCCCGUCCUGCGCCGCGCCGACUCCAAGAAGGCUGCGUCGCCGUCGCUGUCCAUGGCCACCCUGCUCUCGGUCCCGGCCACCAUUCUCACGUCCUGUCCUCUGCGCGACGUCCUCGCCAUCCUCAUCAUCCUGCUCCAGCUGCCCCCCACCGUCCUCACCGUCGUCCAGUUCCUCUUUGCAACCCUCACCUUCGUCCCCCCGCAAGCCGGCACCCCCCUCUCUGCCCUCUCCGCCUUCCCCUCCUUCACCGACAUCUUCCAGGGCUCCGGCGGCACCCCCUCCCUCUUCACCACAAUCUUCGCCGACGCCUCCAUCCUGAUCGUGUGGCUGCUGCUGUGGGUCCCCAUGCAGAACUUUCUGCUGGAUCUCGCCCAGGCCGUCAUCGCAAUCGCCCUCGGAGGCGCCGCAGCCGGGAAGAACGGCACGACCAACGGCAUCUUCAUUUGCUUCGUCAUCAUUCUUUCCAACCACCUCUUCAAAUUCAGGCCUCUCCGGCAACACAUUGUCCACCUCGUGUGGACGGGGCUCGCCCGGGGAGGCCUGGAAUUCUUGACGAGCCCACCCGCUACGCCGACCUAUUUGGAAAGCUUUUCUUCGCCCCACGGAUGGCCCCGCAGCCUCCUGGGAAUUCAUAUUUUAGCCCAAGGCAUCGUUCGUAUCAUCCGACGCUCUCUUUCUCGGCGAGACGUAGCCCAGUCCCUGCCCACCGGCAAGAAGACUGACCCCGAAGCUGGCGGGCUCCAACGUGCCAACUCGACCACGCUCGACCCAACCGCCGACGUGCCAAAUUCCUCGAGUACCGACGGCCGCCCACCAGGGCCCUCGCCAGCCGCACCCUCGAAAACAGACAAAGCGAGCGUUUCUCGAAGGAAGAGAAAGCAAGCUACCCACGUUCGUAGUCAGCAGCCUUUUUGGGCUGCACUUGCCAGUACAAAAGUUACAGUUUUAAAAGAAAUGGAGAGUAGCCGGGCGGCAAACGACGCCGACGAGGCUAACGCAAAAGACGCAAAUCACAUUGGAAACGCUGUUUGGAGAUCGGAAGACGAUCGUGUUUGGAUUUCAGAAGUCGGCUCCUCCGACAUUUCUUUUCGUGUCAGUUUAUUGCAUGGGUCCGAGUUUCAAGACGACGAGGACUCGAGUAUCGGAUCUGGCAUCGACAAGUCGAAACCUUUCUACAUCCGUGUGAACGGAGCAGAUUGGAGUUCAACCAGGAUUCGCCAGAGCGCUCCGCUCGGUUACCAGGGUCAAGAGGAAACGGGCUUCUGGGUGGGAGAAAUCUUUGGUCUGACGGCUCUGUACAACUACCAUUGCGAGUUCGUCCGGACCGCAGACAACGAAGUCUUCUACUCGACCAGCCUUGUUACCUCGGCCAGCCCCGUAGCCGAACUAGCCUAUGUUGCCUCCCCGUCAGCUCAUCAGACUCUGCGCCCUUCUUCGCCUACUACGACUUUGAAGAACUCGAUCGCUGCGGCCGAUCAACAGCUCCAGGAGCAGCGCAAUCGCCUGAAGCGGAACAAGAAGGACCACAAGACGGCCAUCACUACUAUCAAGAAGGAGGUGGAUACUCUGGUCAACCGCCUUGCCAAUGCUGGUGGUAGUGACGAGCGCCAACGCCAACGUGUUCUUCAGUUUACGCAAAAUAUACGUCAGGCCGAUGAUGCUACUGCCGAGUUCGCACUUCAAGUUGACAACAUGGGAGGGAUUCCGGAAGCCGAAUCUGAGGAGGCCGCAGUAAAGAAAGCGGAGUGGAAGAAGGAACGCAACAAGAAGAACGCUGUGUCUACCGAGUUCGACAACGUCAAAGCCGAGAUCGAACGCCAGGUCCAAAGCGUCGAGUCGGACAUUACCGCUGUGCUUCAAAAGAGGGAACGUCUCCAGCAACGCCAGACCAGACUCAACGAGCAGCAUGACCGCCUUGUUACCGCCAACCAGGAAGGAUUCACCGCCAAGCAACGGCGAGAGCAGGAACGCGCCGCCCUCCGACAACAACGAGCCGAGAUCGAGAGCCAAUACCGCAGCAACAUCAACGGGUACGAGGGACGCGCCGAAGAGCACCACCUCGCCACCACACAGAUCAUGCACACGAUCGAGCACUACGAGUCCCUCCUGCACCAGCAGCAGCAACAACAACAGCAACAGCAGCAACAAACCCAACGCGAAUCCGUCCCCACCACCCCCGAAGGUCCUCUGCCAGGCACAAGCAUGUCCCCCCACGCCAACGCCUUCACCAGCUUCACCUUCCCCUCCCUCAACUCCCACCUCGACACCACACCGAACUCCUUCCGCGACGGCCGCGGCCGCUCCUCCUCCAUGCUCUCAAACGUCUCCGGCUUCACAGACGCCUUCGACGAUCCGUACUCCCCCUCGCCUUAUAUUCUUGCCAACCCGUUCAAUACACCUGGUCAGGCUAAUGGGAGUCAGGGUAGUGGUAGUUUGAGCGCCGGUACCAGUAGUCAGUCGUCGAGUAAUAAGGAUCCGAUGAGUCCGUUUCAGAACUUUAAACCCCUGAUGGUUAGGAGCCCGACGGCGGGGAGUGCCGGGUUUAUGAGUCCCGUGGGGAGUGGGAGGUAG
This is a messenger RNA of Dothidotthia symphoricarpi CBS 119687, 2937 nucleotides long. RefSeq lists its product as uncharacterized. Bases 1 to 2937 code for a protein of 978 amino acids. The record is from RefSeq and is a predicted model, not a curated record. NCBI's taxonomy places the organism in Eukaryota, Fungi, Ascomycota, Dothideomycetes, Pleosporales, Dothidotthiaceae. The transcript has 2 exons.